Molecule: messenger RNA, 563 nt
Organism: Frankliniella occidentalis (western flower thrips)
Lineage: Eukaryota; Metazoa; Arthropoda; Insecta; Thysanoptera; Thripidae
Exons: 5
Source: RefSeq, a predicted model, not a curated record
UAUGUCAUUCAGACUUGUGGCCCUGCUCACACUCCUGUGCAAGGACGGCAUCCACGGCAAAGCUAUCAACUCUUUCGCGGGCCCUUACACAGCUUACAUUGAGCGCUUUUACACGUGUGAAAACAACGUGGCAAUGGCGUGGAGAGUUUAUUUUCGGACCAGUCACUUCAACCCACAAAAACCAAGAGAAUUACAACGCCUGACCGGUAAUGUAACUGGUGUGAAUGUAACCUUGGAUGAUAGCCUCUGGUGUAAAGUUUAUUUUGAUGUUUGGGCACAAAACCAAUGGAAGGAAAACGCCUUUGUCUUCAAGUUUCAAGAUAAGGCGUGUACAAUGUUAAGAGUUCUCACCCCUGACUAUUACGAGAAAAUUUUAAAUCAGAGUGCUAGUGCAGAGAGCGCAUGCAUAAUAAAACCUGGAAUUUACGUGGUCUAUAACACCCCAGUGAAAUGGGAAUUUCCUAAAAUCCCAAUCAUGCCAUAUGGACGCUAUAAGGCCAAAAUAUUCUCUGGCAAGGGAAAAAAACAAUUGGUAUGGAGAUUCCGCCCGUGCCUUCCCUGCU